Messenger RNA from Branchiostoma floridae (Florida lancelet), 3284 nucleotides. RefSeq lists its product as uncharacterized. Lineage: Eukaryota; Metazoa; Chordata; Leptocardii; Amphioxiformes; Branchiostomatidae. Bases 335 to 781 code for a protein of 148 amino acids. The transcript is spliced from 5 exons. The record is from RefSeq and is a predicted model, not a curated record.
UUGAUCAUGCACUACUACCAUCCAUGAACAUGCGUCAGCCAUGAUCUUGUCGCGUGAACAGGGGGCGUACCUAUAACUUUCUGACAGCUUUAACCAAUGCGAGUGUUCAUUUCUCCUGAUGUAUUUGCAUUACAAUACCUGACUGUCAAUCAUAUCUAACUGUCAAACACACCAAAUUCUGUUCAGCGGCUAUAAAUUUCGGGCAAGACCCGCACAAACCCCAGUUUCUCCGGAACUCCGAAGCUAUCCAGACUGCGGACCGUCAUCCCAGCGGACAACCUCAGCGCCUUACUUCAGUUGACCAGAACUUAAAACGAAGCGUCCCAAUCCAGAAAUGGCGGCACACCACUAUAAGUACAUCGUGAGCCAGGACCAUCCUCUUGUCAUGACCCUCAAACAUUUCAGCAACGACGACAACACUCAAAUCGUUGUCAUGGGUAAACAAGCGCACAAUAAGGACUACCAACUGUGGUACCAUAAGGAUGACAGCUAUAUAAUAGCUAUGGCUACUGCAGACAACAGAGCAGUAACUAACGAAGUGACGACACCAGCAAAUGGUAAUCGUAUCUUCAAUAGGACGAAGACUGGUGCUCAGAAUCAGAAGUGGAACAUCGUGCCCACCGACGCGGGAGCGGUGUACAUUACCCCAGAGCUGGAUAAUAAUUUGGCCCUGACACUGAAGGACGGCAACCCGCAGGAAGGGACUGAAGUGAUUCUGACACCAAUUCUAGAUAGUGGAAUCCCUACUGGAAGUCAACUGUGGAAAUUUGAUCACAAGUAAACUUAAAAUGCACUUAAUGUGAUGAUUAUCAACAAUCACAAUAUUGCAUUUUUUGUGUCAUCAACUAUCCAAUCUAUCUAUCCAAUAUGUAGCUGGGGGUGAACAUUGCCUCUUCUAUACACGCACUUGUAUGGCCACAGCAAGCAAAUUGUAUGGAUGACACCUCCUUUGAAGACUCAAACUUUAAUGUAAGAGGGUGAAAAAAACACGAUUGGUAAAAUAAUAGACAUUGUAACAAGAAUUGAAGCAACAAAACAUGGUAUUGCAACCAACAAGUCUUUUACUUCUGUAUUCAAAAGGUACCCAAAGUGACACCAGUGUGUUAGACUGGUUCACUUACCAAGUAACUUAUCUAUGAACAGUCAUGGCUUAGCCACAUUGGUCCCACUUUUUGUUAUCAAACUAGGUUUGUAAGUACAAUCAAGGAUGCCACACCAUUUAAUUUUGGUACUCAUCAUAUUGACCAUCUCUGGAGGGGGAAAAUUCUUUUUUUUCAAAAUUAGGUGAAAAUCAAUGCCCGAUGUUAUCCAUCAAAUGUACUUGCUGUGGCCUAAGGUUUAAGUUGUUGUUGUUGUUGUCCUUCUUUAACGUCUACUUCACUGCUAGACAUGGUCUCUUGGUGCUUAAACUAUAGCUCAUUGGAAAUACUAUAACGCUAACAAAAACAACUGAAGUGGUUUGCAACCUUUGUAGACGGUUAUGAUGACAUCAGAUAAACUUGCUAGUAUUCAACAAUAUGUUCUGUACUGUCGCCAUUGUCACGAGUCUAAAUACAUGUAUCUAAUUCCAUGUAAUUUUUCAUAUUCCAUAUACAUAUACAUGGUACAUGUACAUGUAAUAUGUGUGCAGUUGCAUGGAAAGGUGAAAGAUUUCUAAGGAUAUCCUUGAGAGUGUAUUCAGGUAACUCUCCUGCCUUUGUACUAAAGAACUCUUACGAGGGGGCUGAUCAGACUGAAGUCAUGCGGUUACAAGGUAGUACAUAAUCCUUGGACCUCUUUACCACAAUUCUCUUUACUUUCCCUUUAUCAUAUUGUUUAAGGUGUUUACAAAUUCCAUUUUCGUACAUGUAACCCCUGACUUCAGUCAAUUUUGUCACAUUUUUUUUUUUCAUUUUGUCAUAACGUAUUUAGAAUCAGGCACACAAUGUCCCUCUAGAGACAGACAACAAGUUGGCAACAUCCAGAGUGUGAGUAGUCCUGAAUUUUGGGAAGAUAGUAAGUCUAUAGGGAUGUGAAUCUUGUCAUAGGGGUAGACGCUGUGCCAACAGAUUUUAUUGCUUUUUAUUACCAUUUAUCUAAAUGCAGGCACACAAUGUCCUUCUGAUAGCACAUGUCAUACCAUCUAUACCUGGUGAAAAAUGAGAAACAAUCAGAUUGUGAAUUUUCAUGAAAUCAUGUAAAACCACAAGUCUAAAGGAAUGAUGACUUUGUUAUAGAAGUAGACGCUGUGCUAAUAGACCUUACAUAUUUUUUUUUGCUAUUUUAACAUAGUUUAUUGGUAAUCAGGCACACAAUGUCCUUCUAAUGACAAAUCAUACUAAGUUUACUUGGUGAAAAGUGAGAAAUAUUCAGAUUGUGAGUUUUCCUACAUGUUCGAAGGCGUUAAGCCUUAGGAAAUUGUGGUUCUGUCAUAGAAGUAGACGCUGUGCCAAUAGUUUUUGUUUUUCAUUGCCAAUGUUUUCGAUACAAGCAUCUCAUGUUGAGACCGCUGCUACACCCAUAUUAGCAGACAGGCUGUUAGUCAACUACAGCAGUCUAAAACAUGUGUAAAACUAUCUACACAUAGAGGUGCUGUAUCUAUAUCAUUGGCACCUUUUUUCAAGUAUACAUUAUCUAUAGGAAACGAUAAGUGAAAUUUAGACCCCAGUCUAUACAGUUGAAAGUCUAACACUGCAAAGUAAGAACCGCUUUGUUCCAUCUAAAGCCAAAGGAAAGCAUGUACUCUGGUCUCAGAGUUAACACUUAUAUGGAAGACCCGUGAAACUUGUGUGAAUGUAGUUUAAGACAAGAAAAAACUGCAUUGCUUACCUUUGUCACAGGUAUGACUUUCAUGACUGUACAUCAAUGACGUCAGCAGAUUUUUAUGUUAUGUUAUCCUAAGAUGAAUGGUUGAUGGGAAUGUUAAAGAACUUGUGACAUGUUAAGAACUUGAGACCCAAAAUGUAUAAUAACGAAUAAGAAGACAAAAUGUUACCAUUUUCUUAUGAUCUGUUAUAGGCUUGAAAAAAAUAUGAACUAACUGGGGAAAGCACAUUAUAGCAAAAGAAUUAUCAUGUCAAGGAUCUAGGAAUACAACUGGAAAUAGUACAUUGUGUUACAUCUUUUGUUACAGUCCCCAGAAAAAAAACAAUGAAAACUAUUUUUAAUAUCAAGUCUUUUAACACGCGUACAGUUACCAACACUACUGUAUCUGCUGUCUGACAUUGAGACUGGCGAUGUUAAGGAAGUUGAAGAUUUUGUAGCUCUGGCUUUUUCAUUAAUUAAUAAUAAAGCGUAACUGCUUG